AUGGACAUCCCACUGAGAAGCACUAGGAAGUACCUUUUCAAAAAAACAGACCUGUUGAGAUUAAGGGAGCUAGCAUCUUUAGUAAGUGAUCCAGUUGAUUUUCAAGCUCAUCAUGGGAAGUUGCUCAGAAUUCUUAGAGUAGAUGUUGAGGAAGGAUGCCUAGAGACCCUGGUUCAGUUCUACGACCCGCUCUACCAUUGCUUCACAUUUCCCGAUUACCAGCUUGUCCCCACACUUGAAGAGUACUCCUACCUAGUAGGUUUACCUGUGCCAGACAAGAUACCUUUCCAUGGUUUUGAGCCUACCCCUAAACCCUCCGACAUCGCAGCCGCCCUCCAUCUUAAAACCUCCAUCAUCCAAGCAAACCUUACCUCUAAAGGAGGCCUCCAAGGUCUUCCCACCCACUUCCUCUACCAACAAGCCUCCAUAUUUGCUGAAGCAGCUAGUAUACUUGCCUUCCAUUCUAUCCUAGCCCUCCUUAUAUAUGGCCUUUUACUCUUCCCAAAUGUUGACAACUUCAUCGAUAUCAAUGCCAUUAAAAUCUUUCUUGCAAAGAACCCCGUACCCACUCUACUCGCCGAUACCUACCAUUCUAUCCAUGACCGUACCCAGGCUGGCCGGGGAACCAUUUCUUGUUGUGCACCUUUACUCUAUCAGUGGUUUACCUUCCACUUACCUCAAUCCCGCGCCUUCAAGACCAAUGAUGACAAGCUUUCCUGGCCUCGCCGAAUCAUGACUCUUGACCCAUCUGACAUUGUUUGGUACCAAGCAGCUAGUGAUGUUGGAGAGAUUAUUGUGAGUUGUGGUGAAUAUCCCAACGUACCUCUUUUGGGUAUGCGUGGCGGAAUUAGCUACAACCCACUCCUCGCUCGACGACAAUUUGGGUACCCGAUAAAGACAAAACCAAACAACCUUGCCUUGACUAAUGAAUUCUAUCUUAACCAUGGAGAUCACUCGAACAAAAGGGAAAGAUUCGCACAAGCUUGGAGCGCUAUCCGCAGACUCAACAGAAGUCAGUUGGGAAAGAAAUCAGACUAUGUGCACGAAUCUUAUACCCAAUACCUAUCGUCCACCAUCCCACCAUCAUCCUUGCCUAUCCCCUUUGAUACUAAGGAAGAGUUUCAUGAACAAUUAACCAAAGAAAGGCAAGAAAAAGAAACUUGGAAGAGGAGAUGCCAGGAGCUAGAGCAAGAGAAUGAGACUUUGAAGGGAAAGAUAGCCCAACAGAGCCGUGAGCUUUUUAUCCAGAACCAGAGGAUGAUUGAGAAGGACGACUUGCUUCGUCGGAAAGACGUUUUGCUCCACCAAGAUGCUAGAAGGAAGAGGAAGUUUAUGGACUUGUUCUCCCGUGCACAUUCAGAUUCCGAGGACCCAUCUACUCCGGGAGUUUGA
Messenger RNA from Glycine soja, 1392 nucleotides. RefSeq lists its product as uncharacterized. Lineage: Eukaryota; Viridiplantae; Streptophyta; Magnoliopsida; Fabales; Fabaceae. Bases 1 to 1392 code for a protein of 463 amino acids. The transcript has 2 exons. The record is from RefSeq and is a predicted model, not a curated record.